AUGAAAUCCGAUAAAUCUGAAUCUAUCCCGAAACAAGCUAUGAUAUACAUUUGUAAAGAAUGUUAUCAUAAUAACGAGAUUCGUAUCAAAGAUGCAAUUCGAUGCAGAGAAUGUGGAUAUAGAAUCAUGUAUGAGAAGCGUACAAAAAGACUAGUUGUAUUCGAUGCACGAUAAAUACUUGAGCAGCACAUAAUGGAGAGCAGCAC
Molecule: messenger RNA, 206 nt
Organism: Trachymyrmex septentrionalis
Lineage: Eukaryota; Metazoa; Arthropoda; Insecta; Hymenoptera; Formicidae
Product: DNA-directed RNA polymerases I, II, and III subunit RPABC4-like
Exons: 3
Coding region: 1-174 (57 amino acids)
Biological process (GO): DNA-templated transcription
Cellular component (GO): RNA polymerase III complex; RNA polymerase I complex; RNA polymerase II, core complex
Molecular function (GO): DNA-directed RNA polymerase activity; DNA binding; zinc ion binding
Source: RefSeq, a predicted model, not a curated record